Molecule: messenger RNA, 5817 nt
Organism: Seminavis robusta
Lineage: Eukaryota; Bacillariophyta; Bacillariophyceae; Naviculales; Naviculaceae
Source: the annotation of a GenBank genome assembly
AUGAGAUUCUUCUCAACCAUCCUUGAGGCCCUCAACCACCAUGCUAUUCAGACUCCUGACAAGGUCGUCUUUACAUGGGUUAACAACAAAUGUGAGGAGCAAAACAAGAUGACAUUCAAGCAGCUGGAAAAUGAAUCCAAUGCCGUGGCGGCUCGUCUGCUCAAAUUGGGAUGUAAGAAAGGAGAUCGUGUCAUGGUGGCAUACCCUUUCGGCCUCGAGUUUUUGGCGGGCAUGUUCGGUGCUAUGAAGAUCGGGGUCAUCCCUUGUUCCAUCUAUCCGCCCAAUCCCAAUCAGCUCAAAAUAGAUAUGCCCAAGUUCCGCGGAUUUGCUGAGGAUGCUGGAGCCAAGUUUGCUCUAUCCACCAAUAAAUUUGUUGCUGGCAUGACCGCAGCUAGUGUCCUCUACAAGACUGGGGUCACAUGGAUUGGAACAGACAAACUGUCAAUCAAGAAGAGCAGCCCCCAAAGGCCCAAAAAUUACGAAAAAUUUGUAGGAGAGCCAGAAGAUAUAUGUUUUAUCCAGUACACGUCAGGCAGUACUGGACGUCCGAAAGGAGUCAUGAUCAGCCACAACAACCUAGCUGAGAAUUGCAGGGCUGUUGGCACUUCCCUCCAGCUUACUUCUACUUCACUGACUGCAUCAUGGGUGCCUCAAUAUCAUGAUAUGGGACUUGUGGGUGGCUUCAUGUCAACCCUGUAUUCUGGUGCGAUCCUUGUCAUGGCUUCGCCUCUGGACUUUCUAUCCAAACCAAUUCUUUGGGCCGAUUUGAUUGAGAAAUAUCGGGCAUCGCAUACAUGUGCCCCUAACUUUGCAUACGCCUUGCUCGUAAAGAAACUAAAGAAAGCCAACAGGACAGCUGACUGGAGUUGCUUGCAGUUUGCUGGGUUUGGUGCGGAACCUACCCAGAAAAGUGUCGUUGAGGAUGUGGCAAAGACUCUAUCGGUCAGGCCAGGAAAUGUUUGUAACCUCUAUGGCCUUGCAGAGUCAGUUGUGUGGCUUACAGGUGGACCUGCCAUUCCAGACUCUGAAGGUCUCGUCUGCUGUGGAGAAGUCGACUCACCAACCCUCAAGCUCCGAAUUGUACAGGAUGGAAAAGAGGUUGAUGAUGGACAAGUUGGAAGUAUCUGGGCCCAGUCACCCCGAGUUGCUGCUGGAUACUAUGGUCAGUCUGAGCUAACCACCGCUACCUUUGCCAAUGUAUUGCCUGGCUAUGAUGGUACCUGGCUAGACACUGGUGAUUUGGGAAAGAUCAUGGAUGGACAGCUCUAUGUCACUGGAAGAGUCAAAGAUGUGAUCAUUAUCAAUGGAAAGAACUAUUACCCAACAGAUGUGGAGCUCUCUAUUGAUGAAGCUUUUGGUCACAUUAUCCGUCCAGGAAGGACCACUGCCUUUCAGCACGGAGAGGACAGUAUUGGCAUCACAGUAGAGGCUCGCAAAGGGUUUGACAAGUCAGCAAAUGCUGAUUUAGCAAUUCAAGUAUCCAACCAUGUAUCCCAGAUCCAUGGGCUGUUUGCCACUGAGGUUCUGGUCCUAAAAGUGGGCGUGACACCAAAGACCACAUCUGGCAAGCUGAAGAGGUGUGAGAUCCGGCAGACAACUAUGGCUGGUGGCUGGAAUGAGUCUUCUAUGUUUGUACAGUUCCAGCGAAAUGACCAAACAGUUCCCAUGGUGGACGACAACCGCAACAGACGACCAACACACCUAACAACUGCUCUCCAAGGAGGAAGUGAUGAAACUAUGCAUUGCUUCUCUACGAUUCUUGAGGCCCUCAACCAUCAUGCCAUUGAGACUCCCGACAAGGUUGUCCUGACUUGGGUGGAUAAGGAGUGUGAAGAGCAAAACAAAUUGACAUUCAAACAGCUAGAGGACCAAUCUAACGCCGUGGCUGCGCGUCUGCUUAAGCUUGGAUGCAAGAAAGGAGAUCGGGUCAUGGUGGCCUACCCCUUCGGCCUUGAGUUUUUGGCUGGCAUGUUUGGAGCGAUGAAGAUUGGAGUCAUCCCCUGCUCCAUCUAUCCACCCAAUCCCAAUCAGCUUAAGACAGAAAUGCCCAAGUUCCGCAGAUUCGCAGAGGAUGCUGGAGCAAAAUUUGCUCUCUCGACUAACAAUUUUGCUACUGGCAUGACCGCAGCUAGUGUCCUCUACAAGACUGGUGUUACAUGGAUUGGAACUGACAAACUUGCCAUCAAGAAACACAACCCAAACACUACGACAGCAUAUGAGAGAUUUUUGGGAGAACCCAACGAUAUCUGCUUCAUCCAAUACACAUCUGGCAGCACUGGGCACCCCAAAGGAGUUAUGGUCACUCACAACAAUCUAGUUGAGACCUGCACGGCUGGCAUUUCCUUGACUGAUUUAAAUAUUGCGUCUGUGGCAGCUCUUUGGGUCCCACAAUAUCAUGACAUGGGGCUUACAGGAUUUAUGUCCUGCCUCUAUACUGCCAGUCAACUGGUUGUGGCAUCACCACUAGACUUUAUUGCCAAACCACUGCUGUGGACUGAUAUGGUGGAGAAAUACAAAGCUACCCAUACGUCAGCACCCAACUUCGCCUAUGCCCUGCUCCUCAAGCGGUUGGAGCAAGCAAACAGAAAAUCCCACUGGAGUUGCAUGAAGGCGGCGAUGUUCGGAGGUGAACCAGCACAAAGCCAUGUUGUGGAAGCGGUAGCAAAGACCCUCUCCAUCAAGCCUGAGCAUGUCUACAAUAUCUAUGGCAUGGCUGAAAUGGUGGUCUUUGUCACAGGGGGGCCAGCCAAAAUACACUGUGAAGAAGGGCUUGUGUCUUGUGGCAAAGUAGAUUCCCCAAGUCUCAAGAUCCGAAUUGUUCAGGAUGGACAAGAGGUUGUUGAGGAUGGUGAGGUGGGAUCCAUCUGGACUCAAUCACCACGGGUGGCAGCUGGGUAUUAUGGCCAAUCAAAGCUCACUUCCUCUACAUUUGCCAAUGCUUUGGCCAGCUAUGAUGGCACCUGGUUGGACACUGGUGAUUUGGGAAAGAUUGUGGAUGGACAGCUCUAUGUGACUGGAAGAGUCAAAGAUGUGAUCAUUGUCAAUGGAAAGAAUUACUACCCAACUGAUGUGGAGCUCUCUAUUGAUGAAGCUUUUGGUGACAUUAUCCGUCCAGGCAGAACCACUGCAUUCCAGCACGGGGAGGACAGCGUUGGAAUCACUGUGGAGGCGCGAAAGGGCUUUGAAAAGGCAGUAAAUCAAGAUUUGGCUGUCCAAAUAGCCAACCAUGUUUCUAGAUUUCAUGGAUUGUAUGCUACAGAGGUUCUGGUCCUGAAACUGGGUGUGACACCAAAGACCACAUCUGGCAAGCUGAAGAGGAGUGAAAUCAAGCAUACUACUAUUGCUGGUGACUGGAAGGAGCCUUCCAUACUAGUUCAAUUCCAGCGGAACGAAGUUGCUGCUCGUGAGUUUGACAUAUCAGAAAGAACCAAAAGUGAGAUCAUGCAGCAGUCAGUAAGGUCACCUCAUGGCAUGGCAUGGGGAACCAGUAUUGAUGAUUCCAUUGCAGAACCUGGAUCGUCCCUUCAGGAAAAAGAUGAAAGUGUGGACACUUUUCCAUCCAGGUUCAGCAUUCUCCUCUCGUCUGUUCUUGGGGGUGGUGUAGACACAUGCAGGACAUGGGCUGAGAAUGGACUCACAUCUCUCAAAAGCGCCGAACUGAGGAACUCGGUGGAGGAAGAGUUCCAUGUUUCACUUCCUACCGACUUUGAACAGCAAUAUCCUACCCCAACAGCACUUGCAGAUUUCUUAGUGUCUUCAGAAGGCCAAAGCUUCCCUGAGGAUGCCAUUGGCAACCAUGAGUUUGAGUGGCAUACUUCCAGGUCAAAAUGCAGCAAGCUCCAACUCGGCAUUGCUCAGGCACUUGGAUCCUUUGUGAUACUGUCCUUGUUCUUGCUUUCAUUUAUUCCGUCCUACUACCUGGGAUCAUGGGUAUUGGAUCAGUGUGACUCAGAUGGUGUCCAAGAAUGCAAUUUCCCCUUCAUUGGGAUUAUUCUACCCCUGCUAUUUCCAUUGUUCAUUCUAUCCUUCUCAGUGAUAGUGGUGCUUUGUAAGCAUGCUGUGGUAGGAUGUUAUGAACCCCGACAGUUAGACUUGUUGUCAUGGAAGUACAUCCGAUGGUGGUUUGUUGACAGACUCCUGGAAAUCUGGGAGUCACUCUUGGGACAUUUUGUUGUGGAUUCAAGAUACAUCUGGAUCUUCUAUUGGCUCCUUGGUGCAGAUUUGGCAUGGUCUGCCAAGAUCAACUCCUAUAUCCGGGAAUUCGACCUUGUCAAAGUCGGCGAGAAUGCCACAAUUGGGCACCCCCUUAAAUGCAGAAAAUUUUCCCAGCAUAGCGAUGGGAGUACAAAGUUGACCUUCCGGCCAAUUGUGGUGGGCAAGAACUGCCAGAUUUCUGGCAUGGUCAGUCCAGGAGUCAAGAUUGGAGAAGGCAGCAAGGUGGACAAAUUGACUGCUGUGAAAGAAGGUGCUGUAAUCCCGAAUGGUGUCCUUGCCAGAGGAGUCCCAGCAUACAAUGCUGGACUCCACAUACAAAGAGAUCCAAAGUCGCAAGAGGAUUCUCUUUUGGGCAGUUUCAAGAUCGCAUGGAGGCUGCUUGAAGUAUACUACUUUUUUGCACUCUAUUACUUGGUCCACACCCUGCUGCUUCUGGUCUUGCCUGCAUGGCGCUAUGCCACAAUUCUCCAUUGGUUCCUGCUAAUUCCGGCUUCCUCUUCUCUUGCUCUCCUUACAAGCAUUCCUCUCAAAUGGCUUCUUAUUGGAAAGCGGGAUCCAGCAGAUGCAUAUGAAGCAACCCUCUGGCGCCGAGCAACCAAUUGGGCAUGUGACUUCCACUUCCGUGUGGCUGCUUUACCCAUCACUCCAUUCAUUGGCCAGUCGCGGCUUUGGAGUGUCAUUCUUUUCCUCCAUGGUCUUGAUGUUGACAUGGCAUCAGUGCUCAACAUCAACCCAUACACCAAGUUGUCUCCCUCGAGGGUUGACUUUGUCAAGAUCCGCAAGUCAUUCGUAGCGACCAUCACAUUUGAGUUUGAUUGCAAAGCUGAUUCGAAGAUUGAGAUCGUCAAUAGCAGCGUUGGCUAUCAUGUAAAUGUUCACUCUGGUGUCAAGAUAGUGCGAUCAAUGAUUCCACCAAGGACUGAUUUGUUGGACAGCAUCUAUGAUGUAAAUGAAGCAUCGCAAAAUUUGAACUUAUCCAUCCUCAUGAACAUCAUUCUUCCAGAGUUAUCUCAACAAGUGCUCAACGCGGUUCUCUUUGCAAGCCUCAUACCUUCCUAUGAGAUUGUUUAUUAUGCCACCCAAACUACAUCCUCAACUUGGAUUGCCAUGCCUUGUUUUGUUGCAGCUCUUUUCACACUGCUUCUCGUGUGGAUUCUUUCUGCCAGGACAGUUGAAUGGCUCAUGUUGAAGUUGCCCAGAAAUCUUCAACAAUGUCUGUUUGGAGUCUACAUCAAUCAUGUUUGGUUUUUCCGUAUUUGGAAUUUGCUGGAAGUUCUCCUUUCUGGUACUCCCAUGUUUGCCUAUUAUGCUCAAUUCAUGGGUGCUAAAGUGGAUGGUGAUCUCUGGUACUUUGGCAUUGCUCUCUAUGAAUAUGGGAAGAUGCACUUCCAGGGACGCACAGUUGUUGUGGACAGCUCUAGUCUGAAUGGCCACUACAUUGAUGGUAAUGGGCUUACCAUUGAUGAUGUCUGUGUGUCUGGUGUUCUUCAUCCUGGGUGCUUUGUUGUAGCUGGAUCCGUCCUGUCUGGGAAGGAGAAUGGCCCUGGGAAGGUAUUCUUGAGCAAUGUUGGUGAUGGCACUGGUGUCAUGGAGCAGCUGUAG